AUGGCAGCAACUCGCGAUACAACAGGCUCUGUUGUACCAUCGAUAACUCCAAAUAAUAAUAAUAACAAUAAUAACCAUACAUCACAACAAGUGUCACGUAUCAACGGGACGGCAAUUGUAUCAAUUCCAACCGCAUCAGCGGAUGCGAUUGCUUCGUUUUCUUGGGGAAAUUAUUUGAAAACAACGAAAGCACACGGUGCUCCGGUUAGCUAUUUUCGUCAUGCACCACUGCAAGAAAUGUGGGGUCAGCUAACACCAGGAAUGAAAGUUGAAGUGAUUAAUACCGACUGUUCUUAUAAUUCGAAUGAUCCAAAGGAGAAAAUUUUCUGGUUUGCGUAUAUUGUUCGGCUAGAAGGCUAUUUAGCCCUGUUACGUUAUGAAGGCUGUGAUGAUGAUCCAUCAAUGGAUUUCUGGUGUAAUUUAUGUAACAAAGAUGUACAUUGUGUCGGCUGGUGUGGACAGCAUGGAGUGAAAUUAGCACCGCCAAGAAGUAUCGAAUAUCGACAAACGGAUUGGAAGUCGUUUCUUGUAAAUAAAUUAGUUGGUGCAAAAACAUUGCCGGACAGUUUUCGUCAAAAAAUUCAAUUCUCCCUUCGGUGUUCAUUUAAAAAGCAUACGCUUGUGGAACUGAUCGACAAAUUUCAAGUGUCGCGUAUGCGCGUUGGAAAAAUAUCCGAUAUCAUCGGUGGCCGUCUACGAAUCAAUUAUGAAAAUGGUGGCGGUGAACAUUUCUGGGUUCAUCAUACAUCGGAUUUGAUUCAUCCGGUCGGCUGGUGUCAUGUGACCGGACAUGAUUUGGAUGCAACUGAUGAUUAUAGAAGUGAAGCAGCACGAAUCAGCGAGACGAAAUCUUAUCCGACCAAUAUCGCAACACCGGAUCUCUUUCGUCAAGUACCCAUAAUCACAUCGGAAGACGAACAGUUCAAGGAAGGACAAAAACUAGAAGCGGUUGAUCCAUUAGAAAUGUCUCGUAUUUGUCCAGCGACUGUCGGAAAAGUAUUAAAGAACGGUUAUUUUAUGUUAUCAGUCGAUGGAUCGAGUACAGAGGAUGGUUCCGAUUGGUUUUGUUACCAUUCGAGUUCGCGUGUAAUCUUCCCCGUGAAUCACUGUAAAAUUAAUAAUAUUCCUUUGUCACCACCCCUUGGUUAUGAAGGUGAAUUCGAAUGGGAAAGAUAUCUUACUGAAACCAAGUCGGAUCCAGUUCCUCGAGAACUUUUCCAGAUUGUCAAAGAAAAAACGACGAAUCCAUUUUCUAUCGGAAUGAAAAUCGAAGCUGUCGACAUGAUGGCUCCACAUUUAGUAUGCGUAGCGACUGUGGCGAAUGUUGCUAGCAAUUUAAUUCGUGUGCGUUUCGAUGGAUGGAGUGCAGAUUUUGAGCAAUGGAUCGAUUGCCAAUCAACAAAUAUUUAUCCCGUUGGUUGGUGUGAAUUAAAUAAUUACUUACAUAAAAUAAGCGUUAGCUCCUAUCCUAUAAAUACACAAACACAAUGGCAUUACAAUCGGCGAGAUGCAUUUUCUUUUCUUCGAAAAACUAUACAUAUGAACUUUUUCAGAGCAACUGUAUAUAGUACUAAUACCGCGUGGUAA
Molecule: messenger RNA, 1587 nt
Organism: Adineta ricciae
Lineage: Eukaryota; Metazoa; Rotifera; Eurotatoria; Adinetida; Adinetidae
Source: the annotation of a GenBank genome assembly